AUGGCAAGCACGCCAAUGGACCUGGAUCGACCAGAGCGCCCGGCUUCAGCAACCUUGAACAUCCAGAGAUCGAUACCAGGUCCCAGUGGCGCCAGUACGAACCUCAGCGAAUUGUUCAAGCGCGAAGACCUCAAGGACGGCAGGGCCAUACCUCAAGUCCAGUCGAUCGACUACAACGAUGACGGCGAUCUCCUCAUGACGUCGAACGCCGACGAGACAAUCCAGUUGUACCACGUCAAAGAAGGGCGCCACGAGAAGACGUUGCUCAGCAAGAAGUACGGCGUCAAACUUGCAAAAUUCACACAUACCAGCUCAAGUAUAAUAUAUGCGAGUACGAAGCAAAAUGACGCGAUUCGAUAUCUUGCGACACACGACAACUCGUUCAUUCGGUAUUUUGAGGGACACGAGGGCCCCGUAACAUGCCUGGCGGUGCAUCCAGGCGAGGACACAUUCGUUUCGUGCGCGCAGGACAACACGGUGCGGAUAUGGCACACACAAACCAAGAAUUGGCAAGGACAGUUGAACCUCAAAGGAGCAACAUUGGCCGCAUGGGAUCCCUCGGGCAAAGUGUUCGCCGUGGCAUGUCCGUCGGCUGGGACUGUACUACUCUACGACCACGCCAAUUUUGAUAAGUCGCCAUUUGGGACAAUUGAUGUGAUUGAGCAAUGUCGAAACAUUGACACGGCUAAUCUGAACAAAGGCUGGACCAAGCUGGAGUUCUCCAAUGAUGGCAAGUCCUUACUCAUCGGCACGAGAGGUAAUGGGCACUUUGUGCUCGAUGCAUUCGAUGGGACCCUCAAGGCAUACCUGCACAAACCCAACGGAGGCACGCGACGACUCGUGCCUGGAGAAGUCGGGUCCUCGAAUGGGUCCGGCGGUCAAGGAUCGCCGUUGGACAGCAGCGGCGAUUGUUGCUUCACGCCGGAUGGACGCUUUGUGCUCAGCGGGAGUAAGAAGGAUGUCUUGGUGUGGGAUACCCGCGCGGCACCCAACGAGCACAAGGUUCUUGCGCCGACGUAUACGCUCCCAGAUAAGAGAGAGGCAGCUGUACUGGCGUUCAACCCGCGAUACAACUUUUUCGCGACCGCAGACCAGGAAUUGCUGUUCUGGGUGCCUGAUCCCAACAGCUGA
Messenger RNA from Emericellopsis cladophorae, 1131 nucleotides. RefSeq names its product WD repeat-containing protein-like protein. NCBI's taxonomy places the organism in Eukaryota, Fungi, Ascomycota, Sordariomycetes, Hypocreales, Bionectriaceae. The transcript is spliced from 2 exons. Gene Ontology annotation, cellular component: Set1C/COMPASS complex. Bases 1 to 1131 code for a protein of 376 amino acids. Gene Ontology annotation, molecular function: chromatin binding; protein binding. The record is from RefSeq and is a predicted model, not a curated record.